Molecule: messenger RNA, 12371 nt
Organism: Pangasianodon hypophthalmus (striped catfish)
Lineage: Eukaryota; Metazoa; Chordata; Actinopteri; Siluriformes; Pangasiidae
Gene: usp54a
Product: ubiquitin specific peptidase 54a
Exons: 22
Coding region: 3120-7496 (1458 amino acids)
Biological process (GO): protein deubiquitination
Molecular function (GO): cysteine-type deubiquitinase activity
Source: RefSeq, a predicted model, not a curated record
AGCAUCGUCUGAUUCAACAUUCACUUGAGUUUUUGAUGUAUUCAUGAUCGAUGUAUUUUUACCUAAAACAAAUCGCCAUGUCUGUUCUCUCUGAACAUCUGUAGAAACCAACCUAAUGAAACGAUCAACAAAUUUCAGCAAGUGUUGUAUGAAACUGACUAAACAAUUUGCAUUGCCUGAUUCCAAACAGGCAAACUUUUUUUUUUUUUUUAAGUCUUGCUGGCAUGUAAAUUAUGUGUUAAUACUAAAUAAAUAAGUCAGUAUGUGCGUAAGCCUAAUGUUAGAAGUCAUUAUAUACUAACAGCCUCAUAACAAGUGAGUAUAUGGUUUAUACCUGUAUAAAGCUUCAAUUAUACCAAUCUAUUGUCAGCACACUAACAAGCAUUGCAAAAGAAGUUAAAUUGUGAAGAAAAGCACCAACCUGGAGCAUAUUAUAUUUAUUCCAAAUCCCCCAGGACAGGAAUCUGUGCACUUACAGUUAGAGUUACAUUUAUUUAUUUGGCAGAUGCCUUUUUUUCCCCCCAGAAGUAAAGCAGAUAUAAUGGAAGCAUCUCUCACUUGGGUCACUGGUUAUGCCUUUGCCCUAAUGGUCACCUGAGGAAGCUGAUGGCAUAUGGUGGGAGUUACAGUUGAGCUACUCUCCAUAUGCAGCUUCACUGCCUUAGGCCUCUGUUUGGUGUCACUGUUUUUACUCUGCAGUCUCAUAAUGGAUCAGCUGUUUAGUAAUUAUUAGGAUGGUGGUUGGUGUUGAAGAUGUAAGUUCAUGAUAAACUGCUUUGUUAGUUUUUUUGUUUGCAUAGGAACAAGCAGCUGCUUGUCUAAACUGCUUUUCAUGGUAACAUGACAAGCUGCUUUUUUUGGCUUAUUAUCUUCAGGAGCAAGAAAACAGAGAGACUGAUAACAGGAACUUGUUUUGUGGACGUUCCACAACAUUAAAUGUAAUUAUAAAUGCUUGUCAGGUCAUUAAUUUAUAAAUAAAAAAAAUUUUAACUUUUGGCAAAUUUCUGUGAUAUAAGAGAAAUAAAACAUGCUGUUAUUGGAAAAUAACUUCAGGGUGGUAAAGGCAUCCGCUUUGCAUUGGGCUGCAUCACACCACACCGUUGUUGAUUUAUUUUCCUAUAGUAACAUGCCUCAUUAUGUUUUAUUCCAUACAUAUGUUAGAGCUCAGGACUGUACAUUUAUACUUUUUCAAGAAGAGAGAAAUCCCAAAUCAGAAAUCCAGAGAAUUAGUUAAAAUAACAUUGGAACAGACCAUACAGUUUAAUGGAAAAGUUGGACUAUUGUCAUUAGGAAAAAAGGCAUGCAGAACAGCGUGCAGCACAUGCGUCGCUUCCUGUUAUGCCCAAUUACCACUUAUUCACUCUGUCCAUGGCUGAGAGAGAAUAAUAUUCUCGUUAGUGACGCUACCAAUGAUGCUUGAUGACACAUGACAGACAGAAAGCCUAAUGAGUGAUUGAGCACUCUGUUUUAACCAUAGCUAAUUAAAUUUCUGCAGGCUGAAAAGAUGCUUAGCUUUUAUAAUCCGAUGAUGUGACCUCAUGCUGUUAGAUUAUGUGUUGACUUCAAAAAUAAGUUAUGGCAUGUGUGUGUGUUUACAGGUUCUGAAUAUUAUCACCUGUAGUUGAAGUACUAGUUUGAUUGUUAAGACUGAAUCACAUUUGUAAUGAAAAGCAGGUAUUACUUUAUCUAAUGGUGUUUUUUUUUUCACUAUUAAUAUCUUAGCCUACACAAACUGACAGUUUUUAUUCCUUGUGAUAAUGAACCAUCUGUAAUACCUAACAAACUUAAUGUAUUGUUGGUCUAAAAUUGUGUUCUGAGUUUUGUCCUUAGGGUAUACAAACUUUUACACUUGACUAUACACUGUUCUACUUAGUUCUGGGGUUCUUACCUAGGGACCUUCAGGAGAUCAUUAAUCACAUGAGUGUCUUUUUUGUAGUGUUUGUUAUAUAAAACAUACCCUAGAUGAGGUGAGAUACUAGAUUCUAGGUGAGAUUGCUUUAACACUUGUCUAAGCCUUAUAUAAAUACAUUUGCAUAAUUCAACAGUUUUAAUGAAUUUUAUGCUCUAUCUCGCAGUUUCUUCUAAACAGGUAUUUACAGUGAGCUUAGUAAUAUUAGUCUGCAGCUGAAAUCACUUCCUGUCUUUCAUACCCUGUACUCUGCCACUCUUAUUAAAGGAAAUUAAAUAAUAAACUAUUACUAAUCUAUCUUGAAAUGAUAUGAUCAUUCAUAAGAUUACAUCAUGCAUCAGUCAGUUGGACUGCUGCCAUUUUUUUUUUGAAAAUGCACAUUGUUUUAAGUAAUUUAUACCAGAGUUGUUAAAUGGGACAAGCUGGUAUAUGAAUGUCUCCUAUGCUCUUGUAAAUACAGUAUAUUAUAUGGAUGGCCAGUGUGAUAGUAUAGCGUCACACACUGCGUUUAUUGUGGUGUGUCAGGAUUUGCAUCAGGGCAAGAGGGAAUGACUCGCCAUGUGGGCCUGUCUCUUUAAAGUUGUCAGGGUGGGAGGAGCUUCCUGAGGAAACAGGUGUGUGUUGAUAGGGAUGAUGUCAUUGUUUCUGGAUCACCUGGAAAAACUUGCAUGAAGACUGCUGGCUGGUGACACACACGAGACAGCUGCUAGACGCUGAUCACCUGCCAACCUGCUAUCUGUUGAAGUGUGAAUAUUCACACCCUGCUGAUGUGUUUACAAGUGAGGGAGAGACAAGACGCUGACCUCUUCUCCCACAAAAAUAUACUGGAAAUUCCAGCGGCCGUUUCGGACUGUGACGGCCAAAGUGGAGAUUAGAACACCCCCCACAAACCUGAGACCCACUGCACAAAAGUCUGUGAGAUUCACAAACAAGGCCUCAGAGGUAGGGUGCAGAUGAGAGAGGUGUGAAAAGUAGAGGACGAGUGUGUAAGUCGGCCUGGGACAACUCUAUUGAAAUUCAUGAUUUUUUUCCCCCUACCCCUUGGUGAUGCUUUAUAAGCCUGAAACUCAGAGCAAGCCAAGGAAUUAGGUCAUGCUAGCCCAUGAAAGAGCUCUUUUUGGACAUUUUAUUCUCGUCUUGUCUGUUUUGAGAGUAUGACCCUGUGGUUGGUGUUACUGGGACAGACUGGUUACUGAAAGCCAAUUCCACCAUGUCCUGGAAAAGGAACUACUUUGCGUCAGGCAGCAGUGGGCUGCAGGGCAUCUUUACCCCACGCACCAUGACCUCCAUCGCUCCCAGCAAAGGGCUCAGCAAUGAGCCAGGACAGAACAGCUGCUUCCUCAACAGCGCUCUGCAGGUCCUCUGGCACCUGGAUAUUUUCCGCAGAAGCUUCCGGCAGCUAACCACUCACAAGUGCAUGGAGGACUCUUGCAUCUUCUGUGCUCUCAAGAGCAUCUUUGUGCAGUUUCAGUACAGCACAGAAAAAGUGUUGCCCUCUGACGCUCUGCGAACGGCUCUGGCCAAGACCUUUCAGGAUGAGCAGCGCUUCCAGCUGGGCAUCAUGGACGACGCUGCUGAGUGCUUUGAGAACAUCCUCAUGCGUAUCCACUUUCACAUCGCUGAUGAGAGCAAGGAGGACAUCUGUACGGCAAAACACUGCAUUCCACACCAGAAGUUUGCCAUGACGCUCUUUGAGCAGUGUGUGUGUGGGAGCUGUGGGGCGUCAUCAGAUCCUCUGCCCUUCAUUCAGAUGGUGCACUACAUCUCCACCACCUCUCUGUGUAACCAGGCUGUAAAGAUGUUGGAGUGCAGGGAGAAACCAACUCCUGACAUGUUUGGGGAACUGCUGAGAAACGCCAGCACUGUGGGAGACCUGCGCAACUGUCCUGGUAAUUGUGGAGAGAAGCUCCGUAUUCGUCGUGUGCUCAUGAACUCUCCUGAGAUCAUCACCAUCGGCCUGGUGUGGGACUCGGAAAACUCUGACCUCGCCGAGGAUGUCAUCCACAGUCUGGGCACCAUCCUGCGUCUCGGAGACCUCUUCUCCAGGGUGACGGAGGAGAAGGCCAGGCAGGCAGAGCUCUACCUAGUGGGCAUGGUGUGUUACUACGGCAAACACUACUCCACCUUCUUCUUCCAGACCAAGAUCCGGAAAUGGAUGUAUUUCGAUGAUGCACAUGUGAAAGAGAUCGGGCCGAAAUGGAGGGAUGUGGUGUCUCGUUGUAUAAAGGGCCAUUACCAGCCACUCCUGCUGCUCUACGCUGACCCCCGUGGCACACCCGUGUCUGUGCAGGACCUACAAUCUCGCUUGGACCUUCACCAAUACACCAAAACCUACUACGACAGCGAGGACUCUGGUCGUGAGCCGUCUAUUUCGAGCGACACACGGACAGACUCGUCGACAGACAGCUACAGCUAUAAACACUCCCACUCGCACCACGAGUCCAUGGCCUCACACUUCUCGUCAGACUCCCAGGGAACCAUCGUGUGCAACCCCGAAAACGCCGCAUCACACAGCAGUCUGGAUACUACAGGCCCUUUGACUGACAGUGAGCCUGCUCAGCGUCACACGCCUAAAAAAAGUGGGACCACAGAUAGGAAGAGUGGAGUCGUGGACAGGAAAAGGAGUACCAGCCGACCCCGUCGAUUUGAUGAGAGAAGUCGAGCCUCAAAGACUGAUGAGGUGUCUUCUGCAGGAUACCACAGUGAGGGUGAGACCCUGAAAGAGCAACAGGUCCCUCGGGGCACUUCUAAACCCUGCUCGAGCCGUUUGCGAGACUUUAAGGAGAGCAUGAGCAGCAUCAUCCUGAACCGGCCGCUAUCCGCCGACAGCACUAGCAGCGAGUCCAGGUCCAGCUCCGGUGGAGGACGCUACAGGCCAGCCUGGAAACCACGCCGAGACACUCUCAACAUCGACAGCAUCUUCAGCAGAGAGAGACGCCGGCUGCAGGCCGGCUACGCUCCAUUGGGCACUGUGUUGCCUGAGGAUCCCAGCCACCAGGGGGCACUGACAGGCUCACUGGAUCAAAUGAGUUUUGGUGCCAGUUCUUCAUCUAGGACGCUACCAUCAAUUCAGGGCAAGAGGAUGGAACCUCCUCGGCUCAUCCAGAGGAUGGAGAGUGGGUAUGAAAGCAGUGAGAGGAACAGCAACAGUCCUGUGAGCCUGGACAUCCCCAUUAAUGAGGGAGCUGUGAAUGGAUCACACAGUGUAAAAGACGCAGGUUUGAUGAAGCCACCCUCCGGUGUGGGCCCUGCAUGGAAGAGUGUACAGAAGUCGAAAAGCAGCAGUUCCCUCCUGCAGGAUGUCAAAGCCUCCAUCAGAGGAACCAGUCAUAUGAGUUUAGCUUCAGAGGGCCGAAGCGAGCUGGACGAGCUCCAGGAGGAGGUGGCACGCAGAGCAAGAGAGCAGGAGCUGCAGAGGAGGAAGGAGAAAGAGAAAGAAGCAGCUAUGGGCUUCAACCCCAAACCCAGCAAGUUCAUGGACCUGGAUGAACUGCAGAACCAAGGUAAAGGGGACGGCUUUGAGAGGUGUGUGCUGGACGCUGAAGCUCUGUUAGAUCAGUCUCUGAGACUGGAACAGGCAGGCGAGGUCGCUGCCGCACUCUCUGUGGUAAACGAAGCCAUGUCCAAACUCAGGCAUGCCUUGCAUGAGGGCAGUGCUAACGGGCAGGGCAGGACAGUGGCUGAGGCCCGACUACAAAAGUGUAUGAGGAGGGGGCGAGGCCUGCAGCAGCGCAUGCAGCAGCAGGAGAAGCAGCAGCAGCAGCAGCAGCAAGAGGAGAAGGAGAGGGAGGAAGAGCAGGAGAAAAAGCUGCCUAUCAGUGAACAGCCUGUCAAGAUCCAAAUACUUCUGACAGAUGCUCAAGAGAAGGUUGUGGAUGCGCUCUCAGAAGCUUCCUUAGGCCCACCAUUGUCAUCCCCCAUAAUGCCCCAUUCCCCUACUCCAUCCACUCCUGAUCUCUCCCACUCCUACUUCAGAGAGAGCCCUGAACAUCUUUCAUCCAUCGAUAACAGACAGCAUCAGCACUCUCACUCAGACUCACAGGAGCGUUCCCCUGCCUCUGCCCGCACAACCUGUAAACCCAGUGCCAGCUCUGUGUCUAUGUUCACAGUAAACGGCGCUCCCCAGAUGCCUUUGCCAGCCAGAGACAGACCCGAAUCUCACACGCAUGGGCACGAUCAUCACCCACCUGUGUCCCGGAGCUUCAGUGUACCUCGCUCUUCCUCUUCCUCUGACCACUACAGCUUAGAGGAGAAGCCGCAGAUGCUCCACUCACAACAGUCAUCAUUCUUCAACCCUCCGCCAUCACAGCGCCCCAAUACCACUCCACCUACGCAGAGGUCCAUGUCAUCUUCACCUUCAUCCCCCUGCCUCAUGCGACGCUCCACCUCACCGGCCAGGCCCAUGCCUGUAGAGCGCUGGGCUGAAAACGUCACCAGAUACUACAAUUCCCAAAAUGCUUCGCAGCCUUGUGGCUCGCCCUGUGAAGAGUUGUCUGAACUCGACUCGCUCUACAGAGCCAGCUUGCGGGCUCCCAGCAAACCACGAGGCUCUUGCGGGCCCAGUCCACACCCCACCGGGAGACAAGGUCCUGCUGCAGCACGCAGACUCGCAUCUGGACACUCAGGCUCACUUGGCCGCUCCAAAACACCCACUGCUGAGAUCGAGAGGAGUGCUUACAGGACACCAGAAUACAUCAGCACUCCUGCACACAGACCUGUUACGCCUACGGUGUGUGACGUACCAGUGGGUGAGGAUCAGAUGUACAGUGCUGAGAAUCUGCGUCGUAUCGCUCGCAGUCUGAGUGGCACCGUCAUCAGAGGACGAGCCGAAAACCUCGUUCCUACUCGCAGCUUUGAUUCUCCUGCUUCGAGAAUUAAGCAUGUGGACCCUCGAUUGAACCCACGCCACUCCAGCAACUCCCUGCAUGCCGCACCCGUUACCCACAAUCCUUCAGUUUUCACCCACCACCCUGAGCACCAGUACCUGCACCCACCUCAGCAGCAACCUCCCCCUCAACCUCCGUUGCAGCGGCCCACUCGAGGACACCCAGUGUCUGCAGGAGAUCCCCACAAAGUCGACAGGUUUCUGGCUGUGCUUGACCGGGGUGAAGCUCUUGCCCACAACAGCUCCCACAGUGUGGCGAUGAGCUACGGCACUCUUCCUCGGGCGCCUCGGAGAACGGCUCCUUCUGUGCCGUCCACGCCUCAGGCCAGAGUCGGACUAGCUGCUCGCCCUGAGGCCUGGAACUACACAGAUCCCCGCUAUGCCACCCUGGCUCACUCAGGCCGCUCAGCGCCUGCUAGCAGACCUGUGGACAUUUCUCAGCACCAACCUCAACGUGCCAGCUUACCCAGACAGCCACUGUCUGUGCCCACUGCUCAGCCCAUGCGUAUGGAUAUGCCACCAGAGGGAGUCUGGAGGACUUCUCCUUACAGAACGGGUCAUCCGGAUGGCCAGGCGUUCAGAGCCCAACGUGGUUCCCACAUGCAGCUCUGUUCCCUGUGCCAGAAGUCUCCAGCUGAGCCCAUGGGCAAGUACUGCCAGGCCUGCAUUGCCUACAGAAAUCGCUACAGGCAGGCCAACUAAGCAGAGUGGCGCACCACUUCAUGGAAAUGCCAGCUUCAUGUGCAUGAUCACUUCUCAUACAUACAUACAUGCAUACAUACAUCUACAUGAGGAUGAGUGAGAAUGAAGGAGAGUCAUACACCAGCCCACUUCUUUUUUUUUUCUUUUUUCCCCCCCACUUACUGCAUUCAUCUCCUUCAACCUGCCCUGUUAGUUGAGUCCUACAUUUACACACUUUUUUGUUGAUGAAGAAUGGCCUCUAACUGAAGGUGUGAUGCUUCACAUCUGCACUGUGCGUGUCAUGCCGGCUGAAGACUGUUUUAGACUCUGGAUUUAGACUUCUUGGUUGUGUUUUAUCGACUUAACCCAAUGGGAAGAACUUAAUCCAUUCCUUGAAUGACCUGCCAAUGUGAUUGGUAUUUAACUACAGUGUUUUGGUAAGAGUGAAUUUUUUAUGAGGACACGAAGCACAAAUUCAAGACAAGACUGAGACAGAGCUUACUAUUUUUGGAUUACUGAACCAUAGGCCUGGAUUAUAUAACUGACACUUCCUCAUUUUAUUAUAGAGUUCUGAAUAUCACCUUGCAUACUAGAAUAAGCAGAGUGAAGUAAAUUAUAAGAAAACGUUUAGAAAUUAUUGUGAAUAGCAGUGGAGUAGAAAUGUUGCACUGUGAUGAGAAGUGAAGAGAGAACAUUUUCAUUUGUUUUUCUGUUCUAGUUUCAUGACAUGCCAAGUGGCUCACUGAAAAGCACUCCUGACAUAAUUGGAUUGUCUAUUUCAGUGUAAAAAUACAGAAACACUUGUCACAUGAAUUAAUAUCUAAGGGUUUUACAGGGAAAGGCAUUAUAAAAUAUUUUAAAAUAAAUCUGAAAAAAAUCAGUGUUAAAGUCACAAACAUGCCAGGUACAGCAGUUCAGAAUAACACCUGAAACUUUUUUUCUCAGCCUUAAUGCUGAUGAAAGGUCUGAGUUUGUUAAAGGUAAAACAUAUCUGUUUCUGUCUUAAAAAUUUACACUGCGUCUGGCAGGUAUUUUUUAUUAAUCUCUGCAACGUAACCGAAAUCAAAACUGUGAAGUGAGCUGAGAAUUUUGCAUCAUUCUUUAAAAAACCUAAUGCACAAAGCUAUACUUUGAUCACAGCCCAAUUUACUCAGAGCAGCAUUACAAUAUACAGCCAGAAGAUGCUACUGAAUACUUCAGUAUUUAGGAUUUAAUCAUUUAAUCAUUUAGAUUUAGUCCAUUUAUGCAACCGCAUGGCUUAAAUAGCUUCAAUUAAAGAAGUGCUCUCUCUCUCUCUGCUGCCUGAGAGGUAGACUUACCUGAUUUCCCUUUCUCCCCAGUUGACCCCGCCCCCUAUUCUGAAACUAAGUAUGCCUUGUGAGUUGCCUUUAAAGGAAAAUGGACAGAGCCGAGCAAUUCUGUUCCAACUGCACCGGAAAAAUAAAGACAGAACUCUGCAACAAACAAACUAGCCCAAUCCAUUGCACUGUAAUUUCACGAAUCUUUUUUUUUAUUUUAAGGUACCUUUUACAUUAUAGGUCAGGAGACAUAUAAUAUCACCAACUGCAUUUUCAAACAUAUUUAGGAGGGUUAAGUACAUCCCUUGGACCUAGAAGUAUAUCUUUCUUAAUUGGAAUGGAUAGAGUUUGUAUCUUAAUACAUUAUCAAAAGAUACAAAAAGAUACAAAAUACAUUUAAAGAAGGUAUUGCAAUAUAAUUUACAGCUGAUUUGAUGCAGUAGGAUAUGACUCAGUUUGGUUUUAAUGCAAAAGUUGCACUGGAGUCAGGAGGGAGAGAAAUUCAUUUCAUAAAGGAGAAUUUACUGAUAUAUAGAUGCCUGUAUUGAUUCAUUUAAAAUUUUUGCUCGAUACACACGGUUUUGACCCGGUGCAGAGAAUCUAUACAACAUUACUCUAAAUGUGUGGUGGUCUGGGGAAAACCCAUCAGAUGUGACUGGCUGAAUUCUGGCAAACAGCCAAAAUGAUGGAACUAUGUAGAAUUUUUUUUACUUGUUCUAGAUAUCUACAGAGAUCAUGUAGCACAAGAAGCCAGUUCAACAAACAUGGCAGUAAAAAUCAGUCUACAUAAAGAUGUCUAAAACCUUACUAGUUUUUACAUAAGCCUAAUCAGUUCAGACUAAAAUCAGAUGCUCGCUGUCAAAAUAUCCAUGAUGCUCCUACACUGCAGUGAAUUAAAUAUUUAAAUAUAAUUUUCUUUUCACUUUUGACAGUAACCAACUGUUAAUUAUUACUUUACUUGUGGUUGAGAUAUGUGCAAAAGUGUACUGAACUCUAUAUAGUAGAAAUGUCAUAACGUGAAGUGUUUUCUCAGGCCACCACACAAAUAUUAUCCCAUCCAACUCAGUAUUUCAUCUUGUCCCAUAUCAGAACACGUUGCACUUAACAGGCAUGUCGUGGUGGAUUUAGUGAGCCGUAACCACUAAAUAAAUGCUUUAAAAGUUAUACAGUGAUGCUUAAAAACUGCAGCUACAGUUGAUACAAAAUGUAUAUGCAGUGUCGCAAGGCCUGUGUUCCUAUAACUUAAUGCCGUAUACUAGCCUGAGUUUUGUGAUUUUAACUAUGUUAACACUGGUUUAGUGCACUUCACAAGUGUUAAGUUAGAAAGUGUAACUCUGUUGUAAUGUACAUUUCCCAUAAUUAUGGGAUAUUUCAAUGUUUAUAUGUGUAACUGCAUAAUCUAUAGAUCUAUAUCUUAAAUUUAGUCAUAUAUAGUUUUCUAUGCUGUACUGAUACUCAAUAUAUAUCAGUAUUUUCCUGAAGUAAUGACCUCUAAAAGUGUGAUUAUACACUUACUUACAGUUAUAAGGCUGUGGAAAUGAUAGUGGCACUUGGCUUGUUCAGUUUCUGUCCUCGCAAUCAGUGGGACAUGAGAGCAGAGACACACAAACUUUAGCAACCAGGGACUCCUGUUGGUUUUGGCCCCAAAACCCGCCUUUAUAUAGUUUUGCAGUGGUUCUUAAACGUUGUGCAGCCAGGGACCCCUUAAACUGUAAAAUAAAUUCCACACACCCUCAUAAGUACAGAUUUAUUUCAUGAACACAAUCCUUUUAUUCAAAUAUUAGAUAAAUAUAAAUACCUAAAUAUUAUUAAUUAUGUACAGUAAUAUUAUGACCAUUUUGGAGCCUUUAUAUUGCUGAAUCAUUAUUGAGCACAUUAGAUUCAAGCUGACAUUAUUUAUAGGCCAACUUUUGGCUUAUAGACCUCUUUGCUGUUGUGAAAAAAAGACGCAUGCGCAACCUGAUUGCAAAAAGACCCGAGUAGAUUAGUAAUCUGACGCUACUCUUAUAUUCUUCUAUGCUAUAAUCUGAAUGAAGAACUUAUUAUUAUGGAUUAGCACUAAAAGACAGACUAAAAGAAUGCUAUUCAGCUAUGCUGUUAACUCUAGAUGAUCCUUAUGGCUUGCCUCUGACUAAAUGGCUAAAUGAUGCAGUGAUCAAGUCUGCAAUGGCUGGAUAUACUGUAUAUACAUAUCUCAUAAAAGCUCUGUACUAUACUAGAGAGAAAUGAAUGUAGGCAUGCAAGUCUCUUGAUGCUUACAGCUUUGUUGUAUGUGAUUAAUGAUGAUGUGGCACUGAAAGCCACAGUACUGCCCAGCCAGAUGCCAUAAACUGAACAAAGUUAGUUAGCUAAAUGUGUCCAUUAUAGGCAAAUCCUCAGUAAGAACACAACCUAGCUAUCUAGUGUUGGUUAGCUAGCUUUUGAUGUAAAAUUUAGGCGAGUUACUUAGAUUUGUAUAAGGAAUAUAAAUUGGGCAUGUUAGCUAACUAGCAAGCUAAGUCUGUUAAACCAUUCAGUUAGUAAACCAGCUUCACUGAUAUGAUAGAUAGCGACUUAGCUGAGAUGAAAUGGGGAUUACAAACAUGGAGGUUCUCAGACCAAUUAUCCCUCCUAAUUGCAACCGUCUUCUGUUGGCUUGGAAAGGUGUUCGAUUGGAUAGUAUGUGGGGGAAAAACAACAAAUGUGUUCAUGAAUGCUUUUCUGAUUCUGACACCCAAUAGCAUGACACGACAUUUUAGCACUGUCCAUUUAGCACUGUCCUGCUAUGUUUUUGCAAUCAGGAGGCGUGGCUGACGUCAGUGACAUGUCUCACUCAGUGGUCUACUGAUGUUUGGAUUAUACACAAUUAAUUCAUGUGGCCAAUCAAACAGGUUAAUAACUAAGAACUCAUUAAUAAAUAUAAUAGCUUUUAUAAAGGUGGGUUGUAAUUUGCACCACAGCAAAAAAAAAAAAAAAGCCCUGGCUAUGCUUCGCGUACCCCACUUUGAGAACCACUGGUUUAUAGAAAUAUGUUUUAUGAAGGUGUAAAUGUGAAAAUUUUCUAAAAAGGUAAACAGUCUGAGAGAAGUCGCUGAAUGCUGGAUUCUUUACUCGUAAAAUUUGUAAUCUUUGAAAUGACGUCGGUAAAUGCAUUUACGUGUUCAGUAAUGGUAUGAAAGCAUUAUGAAUCUAACUGAACUUAAAAAUUUGUCUAGUUUUUCCUGAGUUACAUUUAAAAAAAAAAAAAAAAAAAAAGUCUAAUUUUGUUGUCUGGAGGUGAGUAUUUUUGCAUUGCUCUUGCUAUUUUAGACACUUUUUUGGUCCAAGAAGUUUAACAUGAAGUUGAGUUUUGCCAGAUUUAUUGGAUACAGUACUGUAUGCAGUAGUCAGCUGUCUGUUCCUUUUUCUCUUUAUUUUUUACGGAAAUGAAGUGAAACAGACAGCAAAAAAAGAAGUGAACGAUGUAAAUACAUAUGUAUAUACAGAUAUUCAUAGAUUUCAGUCUUGAACAUGGAGAUAAUUCUAGUUUGAACCUUGUUUGUAAAUGCUGUGGUAGAAAAUGGAGCUGGUAUUUUUGCAAUAAAGCGAUAUUGUGCUCUAGUGAGGAGCGAAACAGAAA